Molecule: messenger RNA, 2268 nt
Organism: Pseudo-nitzschia multistriata
Lineage: Eukaryota; Bacillariophyta; Bacillariophyceae; Bacillariales; Bacillariaceae
Source: the annotation of a GenBank genome assembly
CUGCACAGGAAGAGGCGAGAUCUGAUUCAAUACGAUUGUACUUUUGUGAGAACAUUGAAGCACAAGCUCUUGGCAAACCACAGCACUCGGAAUCUUCACAACUAGACUAAAAGGCAGUUACAACGACAUCGCUGGAAAUCGGGCUGCCGGUAACGAUAUUCGUCGCGAAGCCAGCGGAUAAUUUCUCGUUUCUCGUUUCUCGUUCGCGAGGAGAGAGUUUGGAAGUGUGAUGGUGUGAGAGGAAACGGUGUAAUUCAUACAGAACUUCAAGUUCACCACGAUUUUUGACUUACGGAACAAUAAGACGGAGUCCAGAUGCAGUUUUCAUAUAAUUCCGACUAUCCAGGCCUCACGGCAGCGACGGCAUCUUCCCCUUCUACAUACAACCAGACCGAGAACAUUCCGCGAGAUCCUCCCCAAUUUCCACCGGCAGAGCCCAUACCGUGUGCCAAAAUAACUACUCGAGUCUUUCACCCGACCCGCAAUCAAGUUUCCAUUGUACGAGAUGUGCUGAUACGGACCAUGAAUUGUCCAGUCGGAUUGGGAUCUCUCGGCAACAACAACAAUAAUAUCAAAUGCGAUGGCGGUCUUGCGGGUGGGAACAUGUCUUCGGAUUCUUCUUCUUCGCAAUCAUCAUCCGAUGACGACAGCAUGGCUCUCGACGACGAUAGCGUCGAUUCUUCGUCGUGGUCGCCCMAUAUACAAAACGACGCCAAUGAAAUUAAACACGCAUACUGGAUUCAAAGAACGAUUCGUGAAGCAAUAUACGGCCGGGUUCUAUUUGCCGUUAUUCUCAAACGACGACCGAGAUCCCUCGUACUGUCAGAUGGGGCCGAAUGGGAGGUGACACGGGAUCAUUGUGCCGUCAAAGAAAUGUCGUUAGAGCACAUCCGUCGAGAAAAAGACCGAUUGGCAGAGGAUCCGAUAAAGGAAGUAGCAUCAAUGCAAUAUUUAAAUCGGUGGUGGCGAUAUUCGCAGCAGUGUAGCAUACAACAACAUCAACUUCAUCAAUUACACCACGACCACAUGGUGAUACCUCCCUUGCAACAAGCCGACAACAAUAGUCAUGCCGACGUAACUCAAUCCUUUUUUGCGAUGAGAGAUACUAACAUCAUGAUGCCUCUCGACUUGCUGUUGGACGAACGGAAUUUGUAUAGUAUAAUGCCUUAUUGCGACGGGGGCGAACUCUUCGAACGGUUAGAUCUCAACGAACGCUUUUCCGAGGACGAGGCGCGGUAUUGGAUGCAUCAGGUGCUCAACGUAAGUCCGAUAUAAGAGAAGGAAUCUUCCCAUACGGAACAGUAACUUGCUUGGCACUGAAUGCGUCAUCUAUGGUCGCGUUCCCUUUUUCGCAUGCAAUCGGAUAAUUUACCACUGCCAUCGGUGAAAGGUAUCUAUACAAAACGUGUUUUCUAUGUUCUCUCAUAUUAUCUGUUGCACUUUUGCGUCCAGGGUUUGGAUACUUUACAAAAAGUUGGUAUAUGUCACCGUGAUAUGAGUUUAGAAAAUCUACUGGUCCACAAAGAUGGAGCCUUGAUCAUUGACAUGGGAAUGUGCCUAUUGGUACCCUUUUGUGACGAGGAUCCAAGUAGCCUCGCGGCACCUUUAGGAAAUAUGAAGAUGAACGGAGAAUCAAAACUGAACCAAUCUACAUUACCUGGAAGGCUUCGACGGCGCAGUCUGAUUCGACCGCAAGGAACAUGCGGGAAAUGGAUAUAUAUGGCUCCCGAAAUAUGCCGGAAUGAAGAACCAUUUGAUGGCUUUGCUGUAGAUAUGUGGGCUGCGGGUGUUAUACUGUUUCUAAUGUUGACGGGUUUCCCUCCUUGGGAACGUGCUUGUCACACGGACGAACGAUUUCAUUAUAUGACGGCCGGAUACCUAGUUCAAAUGCUGACCGAGUGGGAUAUCGGAUUGACCAGCGAUGCAAUGGACUUGUUGCAACGGAUGCUCUUUUUAGAUCCGAAGGAUCGACUGAGUUUAGAACAGGUACGGGCCCACCCCUGGAUGAUCAUUCGUCGUCAAGAACAGCCACUGGGCCUUCAACGAAACAUGUGAUAUGGGAAUACUGCUAGCGGAAAAGGUCCACUUUGCGUACAGUGAUACCAAGUAGACAGCUAUUAGUGCUACAGAUGGGAAAUAGCAAUUAUUUGAAUGUUAACCAUAGAUUUCGGCUUCACUUUUUCCUCUUCCAUUUUUGUGGUUUAGAAUCCAACCAAUGCCAACCUUUAAUCGUCCUUGUCUUUCUAUUAUUAAAACUAUGCUUACUUU